AUGAACUGGGUUGCUAAGAAAACUUCUUUCUUGGUCCUUCAACUUCUUGGAGCACUGUUCUUUGUGCAUAAAGUGGGAAAAAUAAUAACUUACAGUUCAAAGGAGCUCAUUUAUGUGGGAACCAAGAAAGACACAAAUUCUAAGACGGACACGAAUGUUUGUCCACGUUUUGUCCAAUGCCCUAGGUUCGGCGGGCGAUGGAGAUGCACCUCGAAUCCUGAGCCUACAGGUGCUAAUAUUUUUUCGAGUCAAUUUUCAAAGUGCUGUGCAAACACGUGCAGGACUGCAGGGCUGUGGGUAUGCUCUUGGGUGGGGGCCCUGUGUCCUGCCACGGGCACGGUUCCACUGGCAGGUCAUCCCCAGGUUCUGCUCUCCAGGGGCCCGACUGGAAGGGGCACCGUUCCUGCCUCUCUCACCCGCAGGCCUGCGCCUGGGUCCCUGGUGCUCGUGGCAGACGCACCUGCGCCGGGGCUCUCCCCAUCUGGCUCCAGUGGCCGGGUCGAGAGUAGCUGUGCAGUCUCCAAACAGGCUCCUGAGGUCUGCUUAGGAGAUCCAGUUUCAGUCCCCGGUGGCGGCCGGUCUCAGGUUCGGUUACAGCGUACAGCCCGGAGAACGCCAGGCUGCCCCGGACGCGGGACACGAAUGGCCCCCCGUGUCGCCCCGGCCGCGGCCCCUUUAAGAGCGGCCGGGCGGAGUUGGCGCCGCCAAGUUUCCUCGGCCCGGCCGCGCGCCCCCUGCCGCCAGGCC
Molecule: messenger RNA, 747 nt
Organism: Chinchilla lanigera (long-tailed chinchilla)
Lineage: Eukaryota; Metazoa; Chordata; Mammalia; Rodentia; Chinchillidae
Source: RefSeq, a predicted model, not a curated record